CUGCGUGCUGUGCCGGGCCAGGUCGCUUCCUAUGACAUUUGGGAUUAAAGUGUGGCUUCCCCCGAGCUGUUGCGAAGAUGCCUUUCCACCCAGUCACCGCGGCGUUGAUGUACCGGGGCAUUUACACCAUCCCGAACAUCCUUGCAGCAGAACAGCACCCUGUUGACAUACCUGAGGAUGAGCUGGAAGAGAUCCGCGAGGCAUUCAAAGUCUUUGACCGGGAUGGGAACGGUUUCAUCUCCAAGCAGGAACUGGGCACGGCAAUGCGGUCCCUCGGCUACAUGCCCAACGAGGUAGAAUUGGAGGUCAUCAUCCAGAGGCUGGACAUGGACGGCGAUGGACAAGUGGACUUUGAAGAGUUUGUGACAUUGCUCGGCCCCAAACUUUCCACUUCUGGAAUCCCUGAAAAGUUCCACGGCACUGACUUUGACACUGUGUUCUGGAAGUGCGACAUGCAGAAGCUGACAGUGGAUGAGUUGAAGCGGCUGCUGUACGACACUUUCUGCGAACACCUCUCCAUGAAGGACAUCGAAAACAUCAUCAUGACUGAGGAGGAAAGCCACAUGGGGAACGCAGAAGAGUGUCCAGUUGAUGUGGAAACCUGCUCAAACCAACAGAUCAGACAGACGUGUGUCCGCAAAAGUCUCAUCUGCGCCUUUGCCAUUGCAUUCAUCAUCAGUGUCAUGCUGAUUGCUGCCAACCAAGUGCUGCGGAGUGGGAUGAAGUAGCCCCAGGUGGAUGGAUGGAUAGAUGGACAGACAUACAGAUGGACUUCCUUGAAGAACA
This is a messenger RNA of Rhineura floridana, 786 nucleotides long. RefSeq names its product calcium binding protein 7 (gene CABP7). The transcript is spliced from 5 exons. The record is from RefSeq and is a predicted model, not a curated record. Gene Ontology annotation, molecular function: calcium ion binding. Bases 78 to 728 code for a protein of 216 amino acids. Lineage: Eukaryota; Metazoa; Chordata; Lepidosauria; Squamata; Rhineuridae.